CCGGAGAGAGCCAGUCAUACGCGCAAGGCCGCCCUUAGUUUUGCACCAGCUGCAUCUAAACUCGUCGUGGUAUUUGAUGCCCUCUGCGGCACGACUUUGAGGUCCGCUCAACGUAGCGGCGCUCGAUGUUGCUCUCUGAGCCCUAGAGGAGCGACAUAAGACAUUGCGGACGACUUCCGAGGAGAGAGAUGGCAUGGGGGUGCAGAUUUUACAUCCCAGGACCCAGAAGAACAUUAGACUGAUCAAUCUCUCCAAGAAUGUUCGUAAUUACUAUUUUCCACAUCUGCAUAAAGGACAAACCACUCCCUUCGACCUGCCAAGAGAGCCAGGGCUCAGGAUAGCCCUCAAACGAUUGGGAGACGACAACCGCAUCCUUUCCUCUGUUAUGCACCAUUUCAUCUCUGAUAGAUGGUCAAUGGACGUGCUGCGUCGAGAGCUGGAUCAAUUCUACGCGGCGGUGCUGCGGGGCGAGGACCGGCUGCCAAUCCAGUAUCGACUUUGCCGCGUAGCAGAGGCAGGACGAGCAGCUGACCGAACAGCAGACGUAGCUGGAGUACUAGACAAGGCAGCUGGCGGACAGCUCGCCGAUCGCGCUGCUCACAUACCACCACCGCCCAGAUGUACUAUCCGGCGAGGCCUGCGUUGUGCCGUUCACCAUCGAGGCUGAGCUGUAUCAACAUAUCCGUGAGGUUUGUCAUGCAAAGUAGUUGUCGACGUUUGUAGUACUGUUCGCGACAUUCCGUGCUACGCAAUAUCGUUUGACAGGAGUAAGCGAUUCUUGUAUUGGCCGAUCGAUCACAAAUCGUGACAGGCCAGAGUUCAAAAAAAUAGUCGAAAG
This is a messenger RNA of Dissoconium aciculare CBS 342.82, 838 nucleotides long. RefSeq lists its product as uncharacterized. Lineage: Eukaryota; Fungi; Ascomycota; Dothideomycetes; Mycosphaerellales; Dissoconiaceae. The coding region runs from base 194 to 667 and encodes 157 amino acids. The record is from RefSeq and is a predicted model, not a curated record. The transcript has a single exon. Gene Ontology annotation, molecular function: catalytic activity.